Racocetra persica is the source of this 163-nucleotide messenger RNA. The record is from the annotation of a GenBank genome assembly. Lineage: Eukaryota; Fungi; Glomeromycota; Glomeromycetes; Diversisporales; Gigasporaceae.
CGUCAGAACAUGCAAAGCGUUCAAUUUGACAAUAAAAAAGGCAAAAAAAAAGAACUUUGCAUUACCAGCAAUGAUGAUUCGAGUAGUGGAACUAAUGUCAAAUAUGAAGAAGAUAUAAUUCACAAAAAAAUUGGGUCUUCUAGCGUUGAGGAACAAAAUAAAU